AAAGUUCAAUGAGUGAAAUGGAUGACUCCGGUGAAAGGGAGCCGUUACGCCUCUCGUCUAGCCUUCAGGAAAGAGAAGAAAUGAAACUUCAGGAGUGUGUCACCAUCCACCCCCAGAAGGAAAGCCCCUUUGCUCGGGUCUCUAAAGAUGGAAAACUCUCGUCAGUGACCUUGCUGCUGACCCUGCUGUCCUCCUGUCUGACAGUGGUGUCUUUCUAUCGAGUGGUCACCCUGCAAGCAGAGCUGCAGAGCCUCCGGGCCGAGCGACGCUCCUACCACCCGGAGCAGCUGCCAACCUCUCUGCAGGCAGGAGCAGGAGCCCCCAAGGCAGCUGCGAGGGAAACUCCAGCUGUCACUGCCGGACUGCAAGCGAGCUUUUCACGACCAGCCCCGGGAAAAAACAACUCCAGUCAAAGCCGCAGGAGCAAACGUGCGGUCCAGAGUCCAGAAGAACAGGUAACUCACCACUGCCUCCUCCUCAUUGCAGACUCAGACAUGCCUUCAGAACCGAAGGGAUCAUUCACAUUUGUUCCAUGGCUUCUCAGCUUCAAGCGAGGACGAGCCCUAGAAGAAAAAGAAAACAAAAUAUUGGUCAAAGAAACUGGAUAUUUCUUUAUCUAUGGUCAGGUUUUAUACACGGAUAAUACCUUUGCGAUGGGCCACUUAAUACAGAGGAAAAAAGUUCAUGUGUUUGGGGAUGAAUUGAGUCUGGUCACUUUGUUCCGAUGUAUUCAAAAUAUGCCUGAAACACUACCCAAUAAUUCCUGUUACUCAGCUGGUAUUGCAAAGCUGGAAGAAGGAGAUGAACUUCAACUUGCCAUUCCACGAGAAAAUGCUAAAAUAUCACAGGAGGGAGAUGGCACAUUUUUUGGUGCAUUGAAACUGCUGUGACCUACUUAUAUUAUGUCUGUGGCUACUUCCCUUCCUUUCUCUGUACUUCUAAUGAGAAAACACUUAACUGGAAAUGCCAAUGUAAAAGAAAAAAAAAUCAGGCACCGUAGCUUUUUCUGUGAGAUGUUUAUUUUGGUUUGCUGAGACGAGACCAAAACAGGAAAUUUAACAGACAACCACAGCCAGAGAGUGUCAUGUGAAUUAUGAGAAAUAGUGGACAUUUAAGGAAAGCUAGAAGUACUUUUCACUAUAAUGUCUUAUUGAGCAACUCAGUCAUAACUUCUUGUCUGGGAAGAAGCACGUAGUUGAAAGGGACAAUAAUGAUUUCUUCAAAAGUAGUAUUCCACAGUUCACUAGUCUAUAGGAUAGUAAGAAUUUAAAAAUAAAUCUCAGUCUUCUUUUCCAUUUUUAUGUAAAUUCUUAUUUUCAGUUAAUAUUGUGGAAAGUUAAAAAAGCUAGCAUUUUUCAGUAGACAUAGAAGUACCUAAAAGUUUAAAAUUUAAAACAAUUGAAGCAGAAAUAAGAUACAAGUAUGAUUUAAACCUUUCUGGUUUAUUUUAUACUUGUGAAAAAAAUCUAGAAGCAGUUUAUUUCUUAUUUGUAAAAAAAAUCUAGAAGCUCUUAUUAGGCACUGAAGUAAUGAAAAGUCUAAAUUCUGAAGCAAUUGAAGCAAAAAAAUUGCAUACAAAAAAGUGUGUUUCAUACUUUUAAUUUUUAUUCCUAAUAGUUUAUGUUCCUGUUGGGAUUUUCCCAGAUACAGUUCCCAGGAGGAAAAAAGUUGCCUCCUGUGUGCACAUACACUUAUAUGCAUUUGUAUAGUUCAUUUCGAUAACUUCAGAAACUUUUCAUUGUGGGUCAAUGCCUCUUCAUACAUAUAUGAAGCAAUAAUUGAAAAAGCAACUGCAGUUUUUCAUAUACAACAUAUAAUAUGGCCAAUAAACGUUAAAGAGAUACACUUAUAAGAAUGUAAUAUUAUCCCCCUUUCCUUUUUAUUAUUUUGUUACGACUUGCUACUAUUGUAGUUUACAGAUUCCUCCUUUAAAACAAAGGGAAAAAAUGUAACCUUCUUGAAAUCUUGAUAUAGACACCAUGUGCUGAUGGUAAAGAUAGGAUUCAUAGAAGACAUCAUCUUAAUUUUCAAUUUGCAGAGAGUCAUACUGCAGAAUGCUGUGAUACUUACCUUUAAAAUAGGACUUUCCUUUUUGAUAAUAUUUGAUUAUACUUUUCAUUAUCUUUCUGAAUUUAAAUAAUAAGAGAUAGAUGGCUUCCCAAUGUAUAUUAAAAUAUUUUAAAGAUGUUCUUUAUAAAAUAAAGAGAAUGAUUUAGAUUUCAUAUCUAAAUUAAAAUUUUAGAGAAGUGAUAUGUCUAGAGUAGAAACAAGUACUAGGAGGCAUGGUCAGUAAUUUUCCUAGUUCCCUAACCCAAUAAAAGAACCCUAGUGCUUUUGCAUCAUUGUCUGAGUACGUUUGCCUAACACCAUUCAGCUUCUAUAUUUUGUAAUGUGUACCUACUUAUCAUUUAAAAAAUUAGGUGUAUAUUUGUAAAGCAUUAUAAAAUAAUAUGUAUUAGACUAUGACAAUAAACUGUCUGUAAACAUGGA
Echinops telfairi (small Madagascar hedgehog) is the source of this 2490-nucleotide messenger RNA. RefSeq names its product TNF superfamily member 13b (gene TNFSF13B). The coding region runs from base 9 to 890 and encodes 293 amino acids. NCBI's taxonomy places the organism in Eukaryota, Metazoa, Chordata, Mammalia, Afrosoricida, Tenrecidae. The transcript has 8 exons. Gene Ontology annotation, molecular function: receptor ligand activity; tumor necrosis factor receptor binding. Gene Ontology annotation, biological process: immune response. The record is from RefSeq and is a predicted model, not a curated record. Gene Ontology annotation, cellular component: membrane.